Messenger RNA from Chara braunii, 5674 nucleotides. NCBI's taxonomy places the organism in Eukaryota, Viridiplantae, Streptophyta, Charophyceae, Charales, Characeae. The record is from the annotation of a GenBank genome assembly.
UGUCGAUGUCUCCAACAGUUCCUUUUGUGUGAGCCAACAGAUAUGGCCCGACUGUUGCUGCUGGCUCUCCUGCUGGUCUGUAGCGAACAGGACCAAUAUGGGAAUCGCACCCUUCAGGAAUGGGAGGUCGCUGGGGAAAACUGUCCCUACUACCCCCUGAUCCCCAUUCUGGUUGAGGUGGUUCCUGAGCAUGUGCCUGGUCAUCACCUGCGACGUGGAUCCUCUCCACCCUUGGAGGCGGGGCGAUUGGGUGUUCCUGUUCCGCUACUGUUGCCGCUGUGCAGUCGGCCGCUGUGGUUGAAGUUACCAGCGGCGGGGGCACGGUGCCAGCAGUCAGCAGUAUCGGAUCCCACUCAAACUCGUCUUCAGUAUCAGUCCCUGACGCGGAAUCAGAGGGUGAAUCUGACAGGUCCGACAAGUGUGCUCUGUGAGUUCGCUGUUGUUGUUGCUGGUUCUGGUUUUUCUGGUGCUGGUGCUGCUGCUGCUGUGGGUGCUGUUGAUGUGAGUGUGGGAGACGAUGCUGCUGCUGUUGUUGGUGAUGUUGCUGGUUCUGGUUCUGCUGGUGCUGUGACUGCAGUGGUUGUGGUUGCGGGUGUUGAUGGUGCUGUUGCUGUUGCAGGGGUUGCUGCUGCUGCUCUUGGUGGAUGCAGUGCUGCUGCUGCUGUUGGUGUGCUGAGGCCGAGGUGCUGGCCUGCCCUGUCUGUUGCUGCUGCGGAGUCAGCAUUUGUGGUUGUGGGUGUUGCUUCCGUUGAUGCAGCUGCCCGUGCUGUUGCUGUUGCUGUUGGUGGUGGAGCGGUGCAGGGGCUUUGUCUUUCUGAGGUCCAGCCACACCCGGAGACGAUCUUCCCCCUUGGCCUUGUUUUGUUGACCUCUUCCUCCUCCAUGGCCGGUGCCAUGCGCUCAAUUGAUGCUUUGGUCGUGUCUCCACCAUCCAGCACUGCAAUCACCAAGGCAGACUGCAGAAAUGGCUUACAAGACCCCCCCUACCAAUGCCAGAAACAAGGCAAUGCAUCCUGUACGUCUCUACGGGGUUCGUUUUGGAGAGCGCCAUUCAAUGGCAGACGCAUUGGAGAGUGCCUCUCAGGAAGUUUUCAAAGUCAUGGUAACCGUGAAGAUUGGAAUAGGCGGCUGAAGACUCUGCAUUACGUUCCCCUCCAAGACAAGAAUGUGGGCUCACUGUUUAGUCCACAAUGUGCUAGUUGCAGCCUGGGAACACAGGCCUAUAGGCCAGCAAUGAGAGCACCCAGGCACCGAGGAACGGGGCAGGAUGGUCAUAGAAUGGGUAUUGUGACAAAUGUUAGCUCUGUCGAGGAGGAUGUUGCUACAGAGAAUGAAGAGACUAGCGUAGAGGAUCAGAUGCCCAGGGCUAUCUUGAAGAGGUUUCCAGCAUUUCUCAGGCAAAGCUUCAGGUUUGAUGAUCUGGGCAGCGAAAUAGCCUCCAUUGCUCUUCCUGCUCUGUUUGCUCUUGCUGCUGAUCCAAUUGCUUCCCUGGUGGACACUGCAUACAUUGGAAAGCUAGGUGCUGCGCAGCUAGGAGCGGUGGGCAUCUCCAUCUCAGUGUUCAAUCUCAUGUCGAAGGUUUUCAAUGUACCUCUUCUCAAUGUGACGACCUCCUUUGUUGCUGAAGUUGAAGCAACUUCUUCAGGCAAGGAUGGGUUCAAAGGUGGUGGAGUUUUGGGGAGAAGCGAGAACCGGAAAAGGAAAUCGGAGAACCCUGCAGUGUCGUCGGCGCUUGUUUUGGGCUGCGUUUUGGGACUCUGUGAAGCGCUUUCACUCUACUUCGCCACAGAGCCAGUCCUAAGCCUAAUGGGAUUGCCUAUGGAUUCUGUAAUGCGCCCUUUUGCACGGGAAUACUUGUCUAUACGGGCAAUGGGAGCGCCAGCUGUCGUGGUCUCAUUGGCUACGCAGGGUGCAUUUCGAGGCUUUGGAGAUACCAAGUCACCACUCUAUGGAACAAUUUUUGGAAACGUUCUGAAUUGCAUAUUGUGCCCAAUUUUAAUCUUUGGAGCGGGCUUGGGUGUUCGCGGCGCAGCAAUGGCGACAAAUAUAUCAGAGUACUUAAUGGCGGGUUACCUUUUAUAUUCAUUAGGAUUACGUUGUUCUCUUGUUCCCCAAAGCUUGUCAUCUCUGAAAUUUGGCAGAUUUCUUGGUGCUGGGAGUCUUCUUCUCGGGCGGUCUGUCGCCCUUCUUUCCAGCAUGACAAUUGCUACAUCAAUGGCUGCUCGGCUGGGCACUGUCGCAAUGGCGACUCAUCAAGUCUGCGUGCAGGUGUGGCUGGCAGCAUCACUGCUAGCAGACUCGCUAGCACUUGCAGGACAGUCCAUUUUGGCAGUGCCACGUCAGCAGUGCCACGUCAUUAACAUGACGGGCCUGCCAGGCCAACUGGCCAAUGAGCCCAUUGCCGACUACAAAAAGCGCUUCCAUGCUCAGCUCGCUCUAAUCGAGGCUGAGGAACAACGCCAGCUGGCAGCCAAGGCUGCCCAGCUACAGGCUGAAGAAGCGGCAACAGCAGAGAAGCUGCGUCUACAGGCCGAAGAAGACGCAGAUGCCCAGGCUCACCGAAAGGAAGCCCAGGGUCUGCUGCAGCGGCAUGAAGCCAACAACAUCGAGAAACUCAAGUUCUGGCACUUUGAACCGAACGGCGACGAGCCAACACCGGAAGAACAGCAUAAGGAGUUCAUGGCCAAGCUCGUGAGCAGGUUGGUUUACACGUGUAACCACCAGCAGUCCGAGCUGGCAAACCUCUUGCGGGCCGUGCGGAAUCAUAAGACUCAGCACGAGGAUGCCACACGGGCACUGGACGCCCGUGUACUGGGCCUGGAACAGGCUGUACCAGGACCAGAUGCUGGGGCUUCCAGCAGUGCAUCCUCUAGCCGCCAACUGGAGGAACGCGUGGACCACGUAGUGGAAAUGCUCGGCGACAUCAGCACCUUCGCUGCGCCGACCACCAUCAGUAGUCAGCUGCAUACCUUGAAGACCGAGGUCCAGCAGUUGCAGUCGACGAACGCAGAUGACUAUCCGAAGAUGUACAAGAUGCCAACUUUCCAACUGGACAAGUUCGACGACUACACGCAGCGGGAUCCGAUUCUCUGGUGGGAGGCAUUCACGACGCAACUCAGGAUUCUGCCUGUCGCCAAGCAUGCGUACAUCGGCGCCCUGUUCCUGAACUCAAAGGGAGGAUGCCAGACCUGGUUGAGCCACCUGGCAACCUCCCACGGCGUCGACGUACCGGACUUGAAGGACAAAAUUACAUGGGAGGAACUGACACGGCUGUGGAAGAAACGGUUCAUCGUCGACGACGCGCCGUCACUCGCCAUCAACCGUCUGUUCACCAUGUCACAGGGCAGCACUGCAACACGGAAUUGGCUCACGGAGUGGCAGAAGAUUGCGGCGGUGCCCAAUCUGGAAUUGGCAUUCACGCAUCUACGCCGUGAGUUCUACAACAGGUCCUGUGCGGCAUUGAGCCAGGCUCUUGGUGAUCGCGAGCAGUACUCAACUUUCGCUGAGAUCAUUGACAAGGCGAGGGAAAUCAUUAAGACCAACAGGUCAGCUGCACACGAGAAGUCAACAUGGCAGUCAACCUAUGUGGAGAAGGUACGAACUGGUCCGCGACAGCAACACUUCGCUGCAGUCCAGUCGGACAGUGGAGAUAACCCAGCACCCACUCCAGCAUCAAGUGAUGGAGAUCAGGUGGCUGCUGUCCAGCCGCGAAGCAACAACAAGCCCCGCAACAAUGGGAAGGCGAAAUCCGCAUCGCAGGCCGGAAAUGGACAGCCAGUACAAGUUUCAUGGGUCAAGUUCGGCUUGACCGAGGCGGAGUACAAGGUCCGCGACCGCUACGGCAGUUGCUAUUGGUGCAACAGCACCAAGCACAAGACCUCCCUGUGCCAGGAUCAGGGCAAGGAGGAUGCCAAGUACAAAGCAAACCGCGACAAGUGCGAGUUCGCACAGCAGGAGCUGGAGUACUUGGGACAUUAUGUGACGCCGCAAGGCAUCCGUCCGCUUGCGGACAAGAUCGAGGCCCUAAGAGUAUGGCUCGAGCCCACCAACACCACGGACGUUCGUUCAUUCAUGGGAUUGGCGGGCUACUAUCAUCGAUUCAUCACCGGAUACUCAAGGAUUGCUGCACCUAUGACGAGGUUACGAUUGCCAAAGGUGCCAUUUGUAUUCGAUGACGACGCACGCCGGUCAUUCCAAGCACUUAAGACGGCCAUGCUCAUGAUACCCGUCCUCAGCAUCUAUGACCUCACCUUGCCGACAAGAGUGACUACGGACGCUUCCGGCUAUGGCAUUGGGGCAGUCUUGGAACAGCACGACGGCGACGACUGGCACCCUGUGGAGUAUUUCAGCCACAAAGUGCCUCCCAUCAACUCACUUGAUGAUGCAAGGAAGCAGCUACUCGCGUUCGUCAUGGCUCUUAAGCGAUGGCGGCACUUCCUCCUUGGGCGUCGUAGGUUCACAUGGAAAGAUUGGGUUGACCGCCUCCCCGACAUCGAGUUCGUUUACAACACUUCGGUGCACCCGGUGAUCGGCGUGACUCCAUUCGAGUUGCACCACGGUGGACGGAAAGGACGUAUCUUCGCCGACCUUCUCCUCCCUCGACGAGCCGACAUUGACGCUGCCUGCUCUCCCGCUUCCGUCCGGAAGUACAGGGAAUUGCUGACUCAAGCCCGUGCAAAUAUGCAAAAGGCUCAAGUCCACAUGCAGCAGCAAGCCAGCAGGCGUCGCGUACCAUGUCCCAUCCGCGCCGGUGAUCUGGUUUGGGUCUCCGCGGAAGAGUUUGCACUGGAACAGGAGGUCUCACGCAAACUGCUUCCCAAGUGGUUUGGACCUUGGUCUGUGACAGCAGCCGCGGGCGAUGAGCCCGAUGGCCCUUCAUUUGUGAUCAACAUUCCAGAGCAUCUGACGGUCCAUCCGGUCUUCCACGCCUCGAAGCUGGCAACWUACACGCCAGCCAAGAGCGACGACUUUCCGGGCCGACGAUUGCAGGACCCUCCCUCUAUGGAUGGUCAUCAGGAAGUUGACCGCGUCAUCUCCGAUCGCAAGUACGGCAGCAAGCCGCGGCAGUGUAAAGUCACAUUCARAGCAUGCGAUCGCGACGACACUCGGUGGAUWUCAGGCGCAGAUUUGAAAGCAUCCGCACCGCUGAUCUACGCGCAUUAUGAAAAGCGSAGGUUAGCUCAGGAAGCUUCACGACCAGCCCCUCCCACCCGGACUGUGGUCCCUCCCUCAGACAGACAGCUUCGCCCUCGCAGACUGGACAUUGGGAUUCAGACAUUUCGACKAGGGACYAUUUGGGCCUAUGCAAUUCCUCGAGCCUUCACGCAGGAUCCAGCAGUUCUCAGUGGCAUAGCCGUCAUCAUCCCAUUCGUGGCGGGUACACAAACCCUGAACUCGCUCGCAUUUGUCUUUGAUGGCAUCCACUAUGGUGGCUCAGACUUCAAAUAUGCAGCAUACACCACGAUAGCUGCUGUGGUCCCCUCCAUUGCAGUCAUUAUAUUUGCCCCGGCAAAGCUAGGUUUACCUGGGGUCUGGAUGGGUUUGACAAUGCUCAUGAGUCUGCGCAUGCUGUCCGGAUUCACGAGGUGGGUUGCAAUCACUCUUCCAUGAUACUCUUCCAUGCAAAAUACAGCCAAAUAAAAGCAAUAGCUGACAAUGAAGUCAAAUGUUGGCG